This is a messenger RNA of Anoplophora glabripennis (Asian longhorned beetle), 1523 nucleotides long. Its product is annotated as decaprenyl-diphosphate synthase subunit 2-like. Gene Ontology annotation, biological process: isoprenoid biosynthetic process; ubiquinone biosynthetic process. Gene Ontology annotation, molecular function: prenyltransferase activity. Lineage: Eukaryota; Metazoa; Arthropoda; Insecta; Coleoptera; Cerambycidae. Gene Ontology annotation, cellular component: mitochondrion; transferase complex. The record is from RefSeq and is a predicted model, not a curated record. The transcript is spliced from 4 exons. The coding region runs from base 185 to 1372 and encodes 395 amino acids.
CUAACACCUAACCGCAGAAAUAUGAAUGCCAAAUAUUAAAAUAUCAAUUAACGAUAAUGCAGUUAUAGGUAUCCUUGACCUUUCUCAAAGACAAAAGGAAAAUUAAGAUUAUUUCAAAAAUAUGUUGUAUUUAACUGAUUAUGUCUUAUUAUAGUACAAACUGCUUAUUCUACUGCAUUUAAUAAUGAAUACUUUUGCACCGCUCCGCACGGCUCUUAGAAAUUCUAAGAGAAAUCUUGGUAUAAUUUCAAAUAGUUAUAAUCAAUCAAAGGAUCAGGCUACUAAUCCAGCAAUAAAUGAGGCUGAGAAAAUAGUGGGAUAUCCUACAUCCUUUUUAAGUUUACGAUGGCUAUUAAAUGAUGAAGUAGCAAACAUUGCGCUUCACCUAAGGAAAUUAAUAGGGACAAAUCAUCCGUUAUUAAGUACUGCAAGAGAUCUUCUUAUAAAUAAACAGUCACCGAACUGGGGUCUUAUUGUUCUACUCAUAUCUAAAGCUGGAGGAGUAAAGAAAGAAGUCUCACAUGUUGACUGUGAUAUUACUGCAGGAAUUCUUCAUAGCCAACGAGUCCUUGCAGAAAUUACCGAAAUGAUUAGAACCAGUAAUAUAAUUCACAAAAGCAUACUUCAGAUGGACCUCAACGAUCCAGACUAUAAAGAUCUAAACUUCGGCAACAAACUGUCUUUAUUAACAGGAGAUUAUUUAUUGAGUACCAGCUUCGGAGAAUUGGCAGGUUUGAAAAACCAUGAUGUCAACGAAUUCAUAUCCACUUGCUUGCGCGAUUUAUCGGAAGCGCAGUUUAUUGAACCGAGGGAUAAACAAAACAAGCCUCUACCUGCCCCUCCCUUAAAAGAACAAAAAGAUGUAAAAAUUCCUAAUCAGUUUGAUAAUGAAAUUUUGCAAAUAUCUGAAGUUUUGGGGAAUGCUAAAGCUGAAUGGACAUUAAGACACCUGUUGGAUGGGGCGAGCUUGUUGGCAAAAUGUUGUCAGGGUACAUUAAUGCUUGCGGGACACUCUAAGUCCUUCCAAAAACAAGGAUACCUAUUUGGCCGAAACAUGGCCCUAGCUUGGCAGGCGUGUAGGGACCAAAAAAUUUUUGAGACUUCUAAAAAUGAAAGUUUCAGUCUGGUAUGUGCUCCGUUGUUAUUCCACAUACAAUUUGACCCGAGUUACUACGAGAAAAUCAUGGAGUGUACCAAAAAUGGUAAUGUAGAUUAUUCCGGCAUCAAGGAAGCAGUGCGAUCUGGUCCUGGGUUAGAGAAAACGGCUGAGUUGCAGGAAGAAUUAUCUUCGAAUGCUCAGGAGGCUUUAAUAGAGUUUCCCGACACUGAAGCCAGAAGUGCUUUGGCGAAUAUAAUUCAUUCUUUGCAGUGAUUCUCUCGAAGUACCAUGAAUUAGUGAGAUAUUAGGCUGUAUAUAACCGAAUAAGUACCUGUAUCUAGUUUACUGUAGAUCUCUCUCGUACUCAAAUAUAUAAUUUAAUGUAAAAAGUAAUUUAAAGGAAUAAUAAAUGAGAAUCUAGUCA